ACCUGCAGCCAAAUGUCAGUUACGCUUAGCCCGUCUGCCGCAGAACAUGGGUCACAUUUUAAAAAGUGUUUGGCUGUGCGCUUUGCUGGCAGGCGUUACAGUUGCUUCAGGAGGAGGCGCACAUAAAGGCGUGUCAACUGGAAGCGGGAGUUCAAUCGGUAGCUUCGUACGCCAAGGUCAAGGAGGAGAUAUCCAUUCGGAGGACUUCGGUCAAGGCGCAGUUGGUGGAAAUUUUGGAGGCAGUGAUUCUGAUGGAUCGUUUGGUGGUGGCUUUAUUAAAGGGGAUGGAGGUGGCCUUGGUGGCAAAGGAGGUGAUGUAGGUGGCUUAAGUGAGAGUGUAGGUAAAGAGGGUGUUAGUGCCUCCGGUGAUGGUGCUGGUAAAGGAGAUGCGGGAGGCUUCGGUGAUGGUGUUGGUAAAGGGGGUGGUGGUGGUGGCAUCGGUGAUGGUGUUGGUAAAGGAGGUGGUGGUGGCAUCGGUGAUGGUGUUGGUAAAGGGGGAGUAGGUAGCGUCGGUGAUGGUGCUGGUAAAGGAGAUGAAGGUGGCAAAGAGGGAGGAGGUGGCUUCCAUGAUGGUGUUGGUGAAGGAGAUGCAGGUGCCUUCGGAGAUGUUGUUGCUGAUAAAGAGGGUGUAGGAGGCUUCAGUGAUGGUGUUGGUAAAGGAGGAGGAGGUGGCUUCCAUGAUGGUGUUGGUGAAGGAGAUGCAGAUGCCUUCGGAGAUGGUGCUGAUAAAGAGGGUGUAGGUGGCUUCGGUGAUGGUGUUGGUAAAGGGGGAGGAGGUGGCUUCCAUGAUAGUGUUGGUAAAGGAGAUGCAGGUGGCUUUGAUGAUGGUGUUGGUAAAGGAGGUGUAGGUAGCUUCGGUGGCGGUGUUGUUAAAGGGGGAGUAGGUGGCUUCGAUGAUGGUGUUGGUAAAGGAGAUGCAGGUGGCUUUGGUGAUGGUGCUGAGAAAGGUGGUGCAGGUGGCUUCGGUGAUGGUCUUGGUAAAGGGGGUGUAGGGGGCUUCGGUGAUGGUGUUGGUAAAGAGGGAGGAGGUGGCUUCGGUGAUGGUGCUGAUAAAGGUGGUGCAGGUGGCUUCGGUAAUGGUGUUGGUAAAGAGGGAGGAGGUGGCUUCGGUGAUGGUGCUGAUAAAGGUGGUGCAGGUGGCUUCAGUGAUGGUGUUGGUAAAGAGGGAGGAGGUGGCUUCGGUGAUGGUGCUGAUAAAGGUGGUGUAGGUGGCUUCGGUGAUGGUGUUGGUAAAGGGGGUGUAGGUGGCUUCGGUGAUGGUGCUGGUAAAGGGGUAGGAGGCGCCUUCAAUGAUGGUGUUGGUAAAGGAGAUGCAGGUGGUCUUGGUGAUGGUGUUGGUAUAGGGGCUGAAGGUGGCUUCGAUGACGGUGCUGAUAAAGAGGGUGCAGGUGGCUUCGGUGACGGUGUUAGAAAAGAAGGAAUAGGUGGCUUCGGUGAUGUUGUUGGUACAGGAGAUGCAGGUGUCUUCGGUGAUGGUGUUGAUAGAGGGGGUGUAGGUGGCUUCGGAAAUGGUCCUGGUAAAGUGGGUGUAGGUGGCUUCGGUAAUGAUGUUAAAGGGGGUGUACAUGGCUUCGGUGAUGGUGUUGUGAAAGGAGAUAUAGGUGGCUUUGGUGGUGGUGGUGUUGACAAAGGGAGUGUAAGUGGCGCCGGUUAUGGUGUUGGUAGAGGAGGUUUGGGGAAUCUUGGUAAUCGUGUUGGUAAAGGGGGUAGUAAAGGGGUUAUCACCAAAGGAAUAGGCGGUGAAAUAACUAGCGCAUUCGCAGGAGUAGGUAACGAGUUCAGCACUGUGGGCUUCAUUCACGGCAUUAGAGACUUCAGUGUUGGUGGAAAUUUCUUUGGAGGAAGAAGUUUUGGUGGCAGUGCAGUUAACGGUGGUUUUGGGAUCGGUGACACAACAGAAUUUCGUGAUGCAGCUGGCGGAUUUGGUCAUGUAGAUGGAGGUAGUUUCUUGGGGCCAAAGAUUCAUUUAGGAGUGGGUGAAAGUAUUCAAGGACUUGGAUUUGGAGGAGGAGUCAUCGGUGAAGGGUCUCGAGGAAGCUCUGGUUUAGGCUUCAAUGGCGGCCAAGCAUUUGUCGGCCAAUCUAGUUUCUCUGGAGGACUUGGAGGAGUCGAACUAGGAGGAAGUUUUGACGAUUCCGGGACCUUUGAAAGAGGUGCAGUAGGUGGAUUUAGCAGACCCAGAGUUACUGGUGGAUUUGAAGACAUCGGCUUUUCUGAUGGAUUAGGAGGGCACACAGUUUCUAGUGGCUUGAGAGGACUAAGUGCUUCUGGUGGGCUUGGAGGAAUUGGAGUAACGAGUGGAUUUGGAAGACAUGAAAUCUCCGAUGGAUUUGGAGGACAUGGAGUUGUCGGUGGAUUUGGAAGAAAUGGAAUUUCUGGUGGAUUUAGAGGAGAUGGAGCUGUCGGUGGAUUUGGAGGACUUAGAAUUUCUAGCGGAUUUGGAGACCUCGUAACGACCAGUGGAUUUAGUCAUGGAAGCUUUGAUGGGUCUUCUACUGGACAUGGAACCGGAUCAAAACGAGGCCUUGAGAUCGUUCGUGGAGUUCCGAUUCGUCUGAAUGGAGAUGGUCUAGGUCACGACGGUCUUUUUAGACACGAGCUAGGAGCUAAGGAUGGAUUUGGCUUCUCCGCGAACUUUGGAGGUACAAGUGGAUUUGGAGAUAAUGAUUUCGAGAUUCCUCAAGGACUUGGAGGAAACUUGGGAACACUGUCGGGACGAUUUAGUAACAACUUUGGCGCUUUCUCUGGAAACUAUCGCUGAAACAAUGUCGAGGUUGAGGUUACGAAUCUACGAAUGAAGAUGUGUUGAAUGUUACGAGAAUGGACAUCGAAAUCAACGCUUUCUUAUGGACCGUGAUUGUUUUUCUGUUUUUAUUUUAUUUCCAAAAUAAGGGAACUAGAGAAACUAUCAAACGUUAUAUUUUGUAUUUUUCUCAAGUUAACGAUUCCGCAGUGGACAUUAGGAAGAAAAGCUGAAAAGGUAAUUAUACCUGGACUGCAAUUUAACUAGAAUUUUGUUAGCAAUUUAACCCUGCUUUUUGAUAUUAUUUGCAUAGAUAAACGCUUGAAUUUUUUUAUCUACCGCCAGUUUAGAUGUGUGAAAUACCAGUGAUUAUUUUUCGGCUGAAAAUCUCUUAUUGUGAAUCUCGAUUAUGGGUAUGAAACUCGAAGUAAAUUGCCCUUGUAAAGUCUAUAUUGUAAAAAGUCCAAGAUCCACUCAAGUUUAUUGUAAAUAUUCAUGAAUGCUUUUUUUCAACACGCAACCCAACAUACGUCGCAGGUCAGAUAUGCCAAAGAUAUCACGGUAAUCCAGUUUUUCACUACGUUUUUUUAACUUUAACCAACCGAACGGCCAACUCGUACGAUGUACAAAGCUUUCUACUAUUUGAUAAAAUAUUUGUCCCACAUCAUACAAUAUGCAUUUCAGCGGAUACUAUCGACACGAAUCGGACGAAAUGUAUUUUAAAAAUAUUCUUGAUUGAACAUUGACUUGUCAGCCUAAUUUCGUUCACAUUGAUGAGGACGAUGAAAUAAAAAUUUAAUAUUAUUUCUAAAUAAACAAAUUUCUUAGAAGGCUUCGUGAACUGAUUUCAACUCGUUGCAAUAAAUAAUGAUACCGAACAGAUGUCACGCUAGAGAAGCCUUAUUUGUAUUUUUUGAUGCUGCACUCCGUUAGAUGAACCUCCUCUUGAUAAACCUCAGUAAAAUCAUUGGUCAUUUAAUAACAAUCUUAUACCUCGCUGCUUCUCAUCGUAAAUGAUAGCAAUCUCGGUGCAAGUAUCAACAAAUUAAACUGAAGAUUUAUUUCCCUCGUUUAACGGAAUAAAAUUCUGAUCACAAGCAUCGAAAAAUUGUAACUUCGCAUUAAGAAAUAUCAAAUAUGUCAGCAAAGGAUGCUUAAAGUCCCAACCUAGCAUUUUAGAUGAGUCAGGCGGAAAGUCAUGUAUAAGCGACUGACGACUGACGAAUAAUCAACUGAAUCAUUAAACGACGCACCACUGGUCAAUGCAAUAAGGUAAAAAUUAAUGCAUGAACUCGCAUCGUAUAGUUCGUAUACAAUUAAAAGUUUGCUAAUUGUACGCAUUUCCAAUUAUUUGCGAUUACAGAUACUCUCACUGUCUUCGCAAAUGCAUGUAAUUUUAAAAGCUGAAAUCUAAAUUUAAUAUAUUCAUGAAUAUUUGUACGAGUAUGUACGUGAUCGUUUAAUUACAUUGUUAUUCAAAAUUUCAACUCUCCGCUGGUGAGCGUGCAAACGUGGCACGUCAGGCGCGAAAAUUUUUCAUUUCUGUCCCCAUUCUUUUUGUUUCCAGAUACCCGUCAGACAUAAGAAUGGGUAUCAAAUGAUAAUUUCAGAAGCCCGUCAACAACAAUAAACGUCCCGGUGACCUGCAGACCGAAGCUGUGGUCCAAGUGCAAAAACAAAUGGUGCGGCUGAUAGCUUGGGAGUCGUUGUAAGAAGAGUUGUGAGAGGAACUGAAGGAAAGCGUAGCUUAGACUCAAGGUGGACGGUAAACUAGAGUCUACAGAUUAUAUGCACAUGUAGUAUAUAAUUAAAACAAACAAAUCUAUACAUAUCUUCUCGCGAACCUUACUGAGAUGUUUAACAUAAUAUUUCAGUACUUCUGUUGUGGCCGUGAAAAUGGAGGUGAAGAAAAUGUGGUCUUGCUGAAAUUCAGGUGUCAAAGGCAGUAAAUGAUCGAAAAUUAAUUAUUGAAAUAUCCUUGAUGGUUCGACAAAAACAAUAUCUUUUGUUAAUAAAUUUAAUUCGUUAAUACUGUA
This is a messenger RNA of Hyalella azteca, 4779 nucleotides long. RefSeq names its product spidroin-1-like. Lineage: Eukaryota; Metazoa; Arthropoda; Malacostraca; Amphipoda; Hyalellidae. The transcript is spliced from 4 exons. The record is from RefSeq and is a predicted model, not a curated record. Bases 47 to 2761 code for a protein of 904 amino acids.